AUGGGCAGGGGAGCAUCGAAAAGCCCGAUAGGUACGUCCUGCACAGAAAAAGUGGGCACUCGCUUACAUGCAACCUUCUUCCAGGCUCUAGACAUGCGCCUUGAUUCGAAACCACUGACCGAACUAGACAAGAAAUUCGAGGACACGACUUUCGCCCGGAAAUAUGUGGAGUCCGUAGGCAGCAAGGCUUCGGCAAGGUUUGAUCGGAUCAAGAAACGUGCCAAAUGGGAGUUCGAAUUGGAUUAG
Molecule: messenger RNA, 246 nt
Organism: Bacidia gigantensis
Lineage: Eukaryota; Fungi; Ascomycota; Lecanoromycetes; Lecanorales; Ramalinaceae
Exons: 2
Coding region: 1-246 (81 amino acids)
Source: RefSeq, a predicted model, not a curated record